AUGACGACAAAGGUGGAUCUCAAGAGGCAGAAGGUGGCUGUGGGAAUAUCCAAAGCAUCCAGAAGCGCUCUUUUGAAAGAGUCCCUCAAAAGAAAGGUGCAAACAAGUGACGAUGAACUCGAGACCGAUAGCGAAAUUGAGGGGGAAAGUGAGAAUGAUCACAACGAACAAAGUGUAGGAAGCGACGAUGAAAGUAAUUCCACCAGUGAAAGCGAUUCCCUUAGGAGCGACCAAGAAAUAGGUGAGGAUAGUGACGAUGAACCGCAAACGGACUACUCUAUUCAAUCGGAUAAUGACGACUCAGAUGAUGAGGAGCUCCCAACACUUCCAGGCAAAAAGAAGAACAAAAGCGAUGGUUCUGAGUCAUUUUCCAAGGCCAUUAAUGCUCUUCUAGAUUCUAAAUUGAAGGCCCACAACCGUAAAGAUCCAAUUUUGGCUAGAUCCAAGUCACAGCUAAAAAAACUAGAAAGCGAGAAACUAGAGCUCAAAGCCAAAAGGCAACUUCUCGCAGAGAGAAAAGCCAAGCUCACUUCCAACAGAGUGAAAAACUUGCUUCCUACUGAUGACUCGCUCGCCAGACAGACACUAGAGAGGGAGAAGCGUUAUCGAAAAGUUGCUCAGAGGGGUGUAAUUAAACUUUUCAAUGCCAUUCUGGCGACCCAAACGGAGACCAGCAAAGAGAUUGAUUCCAUCAAAGGAGUCGGACAAACAAAGAAGAAGGAACUCGUCAAUGAGAUGUCGAAAGAAAAAUUCUUGGAUUUGGUCCAAGAAGCAGGUAAAAGUUAA
Molecule: messenger RNA, 786 nt
Organism: Ogataea parapolymorpha DL-1
Lineage: Eukaryota; Fungi; Ascomycota; Pichiomycetes; Pichiales; Pichiaceae
Product: Ribosomal RNA-processing protein 15
Exons: 1
Coding region: 1-786 (261 amino acids)
Biological process (GO): maturation of 5.8S rRNA; maturation of LSU-rRNA
Cellular component (GO): preribosome, large subunit precursor
Source: RefSeq, a predicted model, not a curated record